Messenger RNA from Charadrius vociferus (killdeer), 2568 nucleotides. It is a transcript of the gene SEMA4D, whose product is annotated as sema domain, immunoglobulin domain (Ig), transmembrane domain (TM) and short cytoplasmic domain, (semaphorin) 4D. Gene Ontology annotation, molecular function: semaphorin receptor binding; chemorepellent activity. Lineage: Eukaryota; Metazoa; Chordata; Aves; Charadriiformes; Charadriidae. The record is from RefSeq and is a predicted model, not a curated record. Gene Ontology annotation, biological process: ossification involved in bone maturation; neural crest cell migration; negative regulation of transcription by RNA polymerase II. Bases 1 to 2568 code for a protein of 855 amino acids. The transcript has 14 exons.
AUGGCUCUGUAUGCUUUUUAUGCAGUUUGGGGUUUGUUACUGGAAGUGGCAGUAGCAUUUGGCCCAGUACCGAGGAUCACUUGGGAACACAGAGAGGUCCAGCUAAUACAUUUUCAUGAAUCAGAAGUGUCAAACUAUUCAACCUUGCUGUUAAGUGAAGACAAAGAUGUUCUAUAUGUAGGAGCCAGAGAAGUGAUCUUUGCAUUAAAUGCAGUGAAUAUUGAUGAAAAGCAGCAUGAGUUACACUGGAAGGUCACCGAGGAUAAAAGGACUAAAUGUGCAGUCAAGGGCAAAUCAGAACAGACAGAGUGUCGUAAUUAUGUGCGUGUCUUGCAACAGCUGAACGAUACUUUUCUCUAUGUUUGUGGAACUAACGCGUUUCAGCCAACAUGUGAUUACCUGAAUUUAAUUUCAUUUGAACUUGGAGGUAAAAAUGAAGAUGGUAAGGGCAGAUGUCCAUUUGAUCCUGCUCAAAGCUACACAUCUGUUAUGGUUGAUGAGGAGCUUUAUUCUGGGACUUCUUACAAUUUCUUGGGAAGCGAACCUAUCAUUUCACGGCACUCUCAUCAGAGCCCUCUGAGAACAGAGUAUGCAAUACCUUGGCUUAAUGAGCCCAAUUUUGUUUUUGCUGAUGUGAUAAGAGCGGAUCAAAACAGCACAGAUGGAGACGAUGACAAGAUAUACUUCUUUUUCACUGAGGUGUCUGUGGAGUAUGAAUUUGUUGGAAAACUGAUGAUUCCAAGAAUAGCUAGAGUGUGCAAGAGGGACCAAGGAGGAUUAAGGACCUUGCAGAAAAAAUGGACUUCCUUUCUCAAGGCCAGAUUGAUUUGUACCAUCCCUGAUAAGAAUUUAAUUUUCAAUAUUAUCAAUGAUGUUUUUAUUCUCAAGUCUCCGACUUUGAAGGAGCCAGUGAUAUAUGGAGUCUUCACCCCACAACUGAAUAACGUGGGGCUGUCAGCAGUGUGUGCAUACAAUUUGUCUACUGUAGAAGAGGUUUUCUCAAAAGGAAAAUAUAUGCAGAGUGCUACAGUAGAACAGUCUCAUACAAAGUGGGUACGAUACAAUGGGGAAAUUCCUAGUCCUCGACCUGGUGCAUGUAUAAACAAGGAAGCCAGAGCAUCAAACUACAUGAGUUCUCUGAAUUUACCAGACAAAACAUUGCAGUUUGUUAAAGAUCAUCCUCUAAUGGAUGACUCAGUGACUCCAAUGGGAGACAGACCUCGACUAGUAAAACGAGAUGUGAAGUAUACCCAGAUUGUGGUAGAUAGAGUCAGAGCACUCAAUGGCACCAUAUAUGAUGUUAUGUUCAUCAGCACAGAUCGAGGAGCCCUGCACAAAGCUAUCAGCUAUGAAAAUGGAAUGCAUAUUAUUGAAGAGACACAACUUUUUCCAAACUUUGAGCCAGUCCAAACUCUCUUGCUUUCCUCCAAAAAAGGCAGAAGAUACCUCUAUGCUGGUUCAAAUUCUGGCGUGGUUCAGUCUCCGGUGGCAUUCUGUGACAAGUACACUACUUGUGUUGACUGUGUUUUAGCAAGGGAUCCUUAUUGUGCUUGGAAACCCCUCGAAGCUUCCUGCAUUGAUGUUUUCAAAGAAAGUGAAAUUGAAAGGAACUGGAUUCAGAACAUAGGUGGAGAUGCAUCUUCUUGUUCUGAUAAAGUAAGAGAGAAUUCCCUACAGCAUACAUUCAAGCAUGGGAGCACAGCAGAACUCAAGUGUUCUCAAAAAUCCAAUCUGGCACAGGUAGUUUGGAAGUUCAAAGACGAUGUACUGAGAGUGGAGAGUCCCAAGUACCGUCUGCUGGAAAAGGCGCUGCUUAUCUUCAAUUUAUCAGAAGGAGACAGUGGUGUUUACCAGUGUUUGUCAGAAGAAAAAGUGAAGAAUAAGAAAUUUUCUCAAGUGCUGGCUAAGCAUGUUUUGGAACUGAAAAAGAUCCAGCAUACCACGGUGGGUCCCACCGCAGCAGCUGCACCAACAGAAGGUAAUAGCGAUGUGCCAAAAGUGUCAGCUGUAUCAACCGAGGGGUCUACUGCUCACACCUCGACCACUCACAUGCUACCCGUAACAACAGCGAGGAUAGUAACAAAGCCCAUUGGCCCUGUCCUAACAAGCGCAGCCUCCAACACAGAGCUCUUCAAUUCAAUUCCUGAUGUGGUCCCAGAAAAGACAAUGUUCCUCAAGUCAAAUGAUAACUUCCUGUUGAUGUUCCUUUUCCUCUUCUUUUUUAUUCUCUUCUUGUGCCUGCUCUCCUACAACUGUUACAAAGGGUACUUGCCAGGGCAGUGCUUGAAAUUUCGCUCUGUCAUGCUGCUUGGUAAGAAGAAAACGAAGUCAGAUUUUUCCGAUUGUGAGCAAAGUGUGAAGGAGACGCUGGUGGAGCAAGGCAGUGUCAGCCACCAGCCUGGGGACCAGCCGAAGCCGGCGCAUGACACCGGCUACGAGACUGAGCCUGACUGCGGGAAUGGCCAGCUGCAGCCUGGGGAUUUGCAGGCAUCCCGAGAGGCCAAGGACAAGCCUUUCGAUGUCAAGUGUGAGCUCAAGUACGCCGACUCGGAUGUGGAGGGGGACUGA